AUGUCACAGGAGCCGUUGUCUUACCUACUCAACUCGCUACGAGAGAUCAACGUGAUGAUCCCGUUCCGGCCCAAAUCUGCUGGCGGCGGCGGCCGGCAGCAGCAACCCGAGUCUGCAAGCCGACACUCACGUCAGAGUUCCGUGCAACAUGACCCGCCCGAGGAGGACUUCGAGGUGGAAGAGUUGCCAGAUGACUACAAGACAGAAGGAGAGGCAGAAAACACGCCGCGUGCAUCAGUAGAGGACGAGCGGCCAAAAACCAAGCCCGGAGACCCUGCAUAUGUCUCGCCAAUUCCAAAGAUUCCGAGAAUCCCCUCUAUUCACCGCGCACCCGGUUCUCCAACAAGUCGGAGGUCGGUGCAGCAGAUUGUAAAAGAUCACCUUGUGGGAAAGAGAAUCGACGAGUUUGGAGACAUCGUAGACGAAGAGACCGGAAAGGUGCUCGGCAGAGUUGCAGGAGAUUUGCCUUCGAUGGUCGGCAGAACAGUUUUAAAUCAACGUGGAGAUGUUCUCGGCGACGACGGAGAGCUGCUGGGAUAUGUGGCCGAGGUUGAGACGGAAGACGAGGGCAGCCAGGAGGUCCCCAGAUAUCAAACCCCAAGGCCCGAACAAACGAAGAGCUUGCAAGACUUCAUGAAAGCUAAGGGCAACGGUGGCCUGAUGGUUGAUCCGUUCGGCAACAUCUUGGACGGGAACGGGAAUGUUGUAGGAAGUUUCCACGAUAAGAUCAGUGGAUUUGGCAAGCCUGCCCAAGCGUCAGGGAGUAAGGAUAGGGAUAGAACCCCGCCAGCAAGGGAGAAGGAGAAAGGAAAGGAAAAGGACGAGGAAAGUGAGGAGAGGGACCUUGAGGAAGAAACAAAGGAGGAGAAGCGGCCUAACGCACAGAGCCACAGGAAGGAGGAUCCAAAAGAGAGCCCGUCGGAUAUAUUCCUGGAUGUGAAGUCCACAAUUGAGGGGAUCCAGCUGACGAUCCGGAUACCAACGGUAUUUCCAGGUGGGGGUCAGGCAGGCCCGCCAAGAGUCUCGUUUGUUAGUUAG
This is a messenger RNA of Phaeoacremonium minimum UCRPA7, 1038 nucleotides long. RefSeq names its product putative lea domain protein. The transcript has a single exon. Bases 1 to 1038 code for a protein of 345 amino acids. Lineage: Eukaryota; Fungi; Ascomycota; Sordariomycetes; Togniniales; Togniniaceae. The record is from RefSeq and is a predicted model, not a curated record.